GCCUCCUCACUCACCCCACCCGUCCCUCCCGCGCCGCCACCCCCCACAGGUAAGGAGGAGGAGGCGAGGAUGUCGCACCGCAAGUUCGAGCACCCGAGGCACGGUUCCCUCGGCUUCCUCCCCAGGAAGCGCGCCUCCCGCCACCGCGGCAAGGUGAAGUCCUUCCCCAGGGAUGACCCCAAGAAGCCAUGCCACCUCACUGCCUUCCUUGGCUACAAGGCUGGCAUGACACACAUUGUCCGUGAGGUCGAGAAGCCUGGAUCCAAACUCCACAAGAAGGAAACCUGUGAAGCUGUUACCAUCAUUGAAACUCCUCCUCUUGUCAUUGUUGGUCUUGUGGCAUAUGUGAAGACUCCUCGUGGCCUCCGCACCCUCAACUCUGUCUGGGCUCAGCACCUGAGUGAGGAAGUGAGGAGGAGGUUCUACAAGAACUGGUGCAAGAGCAAGAAGAAGGCUUUCACUAAGUAUGCUCUCAAGUAUGACAGUGAUGCUGGUAAGAAGGAAAUUCAGCUGCAGCUUGAGAAGAUGAAGAAGUACGCUUCUGUUAUCCGUGUGAUUGCCCACACCCAGAUUAGGAAGAUGAAGGGUUUGAAGCAGAAGAAGGCUCACCUCAUGGAGAUCCAGGUCAAUGGUGGUACCAUUGCUGACAAGGUGGACUAUGGCUACAAGUUCUUUGAGAAGGAGGUCCCGGUUGAUGCUGUGUUCCAGAAGGAUGAGAUGAUUGACAUCAUUGGCGUGACCAAGGGUAAGGGUUAUGAGGGUGUGGUCACUCGGUGGGGUGUCACCCGCCUUCCCCGCAAGACCCACAGGGGUCUCCGCAAGGUUGCCUGUAUUGGUGCCUGGCAUCCGGCUAGGGUUUCCUACACUGUUGCCCGUGCUGGUCAGAAUGGAUACCACCACCGUACUGAGAUGAACAAGAAGGUUUACAAGAUUGGCAAGUCUGGGCAGGAGAGCCAUGAUGCCUCCACAGAGUUUGACAGGACUGAGAAGGACAUCACCCCCAUGGGCGGCUUCCCCCACUACGGUAUCGUCAAGGGUGACUACCUGAUGAUCAAGGGUUGCUGCGUUGGCCCCAAGAAGAGAGUGGUGACCCUCCGCCAGUCGCUGCUAAAGCAGACCUCGCGGCUGGCCCUGGAGGAGAUCAAGCUCAAGUUCAUCGACACCUCGUCCAAGUUCGGGCACGGUCGCUUCCAGACCACCGACGAGAAGCAGAAGUUCUACGGGAAGGUCAAGGCCUAAGCUACUGUGUUAUGCUGCUUGUUCCGCACUGCGAAAAUCCCUCAAUUGUUACCAGAUACUUGUUUCCUGUGGUACUAAGUUUUGUAGCAGAAGAUGUUUGAGAACCUGUUCCCAAGUUUAUCUGCGGAAUUCGUGUCCUGCCCUGCAGUCCCUUGUUUGUGCGAUUUUGCCA
Molecule: messenger RNA, 1411 nt
Organism: Panicum hallii
Lineage: Eukaryota; Viridiplantae; Streptophyta; Magnoliopsida; Poales; Poaceae
Product: 60S ribosomal protein L3
Exons: 6
Coding region: 70-1239 (389 amino acids)
Biological process (GO): translation; ribosomal large subunit assembly
Cellular component (GO): cytosolic large ribosomal subunit; ribosome
Molecular function (GO): structural constituent of ribosome; RNA binding
Source: RefSeq, a predicted model, not a curated record